UGGACCCCCAUUCCACCCACAACAGGAUUGGGGGGUGGGGAGACAGGGAAGCUGGAGAGACCAGGGCCAGCACUGGAGGCCUGGGACUAGCCAGGGGGACAUGAGAUUGGCCAGAACAGGGUGAAGUUGCCAAGACGGGCAUUGAGCUCAGCAAGAGGGAAGGUUUGAAACCAGGGAGAAGAGAAUGAAAUUGGCCGGAAGGGGGUGAAAUAGGGCAGGAGGGGGUGAAAGAGACCAGAAGAGGAUUGAGAUUAGGGCGGGGAGGGGGUUGAGAUAGGGAACGAGUAAGUGGAAUUGCCAAGGAGACUGAGACCAGCAAGGGGAGGGAGCUGACACUGGGGAGAAAGGGGUGAUCUGGACCAGAGGUGGGUGAAAUAGACCAGAAAGGGGUGAAAUUAGCAAGCGGAGGCUUGAGAUCAGGAAGGGGAGGGUUUGACAUUGGCAGGAAGGGGGUGAAACAGACCAGGAGGAGGUCAAUAGACCAGCAGAGAAUUGAGGUAAGCCAGGUGAGGGUUUGCAACUGGCAAGAAGAGGGCGAAAUUAGCAGCAGGGAAGUAGACCGGAGGACAAAAAACAACCCUGAAAUUGCCGGCAGGGCUAAAAACAGCCAGGAAGGGGGUUGAAAUUGCCAACGUCGGGGCAUCUAAGGCUUGACCUCCCACUCAGCCACGGCUUUCCUCCACGGGGCAUCCGGGAGCCAGCAGCCAGCCCUCUGUUUUCCAACCACAGGGGGACAAGGCCAAGAUCCUCCUCUGUUCCCUGAAGCCGGAGCCCCCGCGGCAAAGCCAGAGAAGCCAGUUUGGAGCCGGGAGGGGGAAGGCUGGGCUCCUUUGGGGUUGUGUAACAAAAUCCCAGUGGAUCAGGAGUGAGAUCUCUGGCGGGAAGAGGAAUCUCUGCCGCUUGAUCAUGACGUUCGCUGAGUUUCUGCAGCAGGUUGGGGGCAUGGGGCGCUUCCAGGUGAUCCACACGGCUCUGCUCACCUUGCCCAUCGUGCUCAUGGCAAGUCACAACCUCCUCCAGAACUUCACGGCGGCCGUGCCCAGCCAUCGCUGCCGGCUCUGGGCGGGCGGUAGUGACCUCAAUGCCAGCCUGGACCUGGUGCCCCUGGACAGGAACGGGCAGCCAGAAAAAUGCCGGCGGUAUGUGGCUGCGCAGAGACAUCUCCUGGACCCCAAUGGCACAGAGGGCAAUGGCACACGUGUGGACACAGAGACAUGUGUGGAUGGCUGGACCUAUGACCAGAGCGUGUAUGCUGCCACCAUCGUCACUGAGUGGGACCUGGUCUGCGACCUACGGAGUCUCCGGCAGAUGGCCCAGUCGAUCUACAUGGCCGGGGUACUGGUGGGAGCCCUGGUGCUGGGGGGGCUCUCGGACAGGUUUGGGCGCAAGCCGCUGCUGGUGUGGUCCUUCCUGCAGAUGGCCGUGAUGGGCACCUGUGCCGCCUUCGCCCCCAACUUCAUCUCCUACUGCGUCUUCCGCUUCCUCAGCGGCAUGGCCCUGUCCGGCUUCGGGCUUGGCAUUGCCUGCCUGGUCGUGGAGUGGAUCCCUACCCAGUACCGCACCAUCACCAUAGCCAUCACCGGCUUCGUCUACACCCUGGGACAGAUCCUGCUGGCCGGGAUUGCCUAUGGGAUAAGUGACUGGCGCUGGCUCCAGUUUGCCGUCUCCGCCCCCUUCUUCCUCUUCCUCUGCUACUCCUGGUGGUUUGCCGAGUCGGCCCGCUGGCUGUUGCUGACCAGCAAGGCCGAGAGGGCCAUGGGGGUCCUGCGCCACGUGGCCAGAGUCAACGGGAAGCGGGAAGAAGGGGAGAAGAUCACGGUGGAGAUCCUGAAAUCCAACAUGGAGAAGGAGUUGUCCACAGUCAAGUCCUCCUACACCAUCUCUGACCUGGUGCGGACACCAGCUGUGCGCCGCAUCUUCUGCUGCCUCUCCAUCGUGUGGUUCUCUACUAGCUUCUCCUACUAUGGGCUGGCCAUGGACCUGCAGAACUUUGGGGUCAGCAUCUACCUGAUCCAGGUCAUCUUUGGGGCCGUGGACUUCCCGGCCAAAGUGGUGGCGACCAUCUCCAUGAGCUACAUCGGGCGCCGGGUGACGGUCUCGGCCUGCCUCAUCCUGGCCGGGCUCGUCAUCAUCGCCAACAUCUUUGUGUCCAGAGACCUACAGACAGUGCGCACAGCAUUGGCCGUCAUUGGCAAGGGCUGCCUCUCAGCUGCUUUCAACUGCGUGUUCCUGUUCACCACCGAGCUCUACCCCACCCCGAUCAGGCAGACCGGGCUGGGCUUCGGCAGCACCAUGGCCCGAGUAGGUGGCAUUGUGGCCCCACUUAUGACUAUGACAGAUGAGUACUUCCCCUGGCUGCCCCCAGUGGCCUAUGGGGCAGCCCCCGUGGCCUCUGGCCUCAUCGCCAUGUUCCUCCCAGAGACCCUCAAUGUCCCGCUGCCAGACACCAUUGAGGAGGUGGAGAACAGGUCCAGAAAGAAGACAACAAUGAAGGAAACCAAGGAGAUGAUCCCAUUGCAGAACCAGGACAAAGUGCUAUUCAAAGAGACUUGCUGAGGGCUCCGGCAACCCAGUGCCUUCCUGAUCCACCAGCGGUGGGUGGGUUCAAGUGACCUCUUCCCUGAGGUGGCUGCACACCCAUUUCACACUUGCCCCUCCAGCCCCUGAGCUAAGAACCUCCCCGGCUGGGGUUAUUUUUUUUUUGGCAUGCACCCAGUGGCCUUGUGAUGAUUGUAAUGAUGAUUACGACUCUUCUGUUUCCCACGCAAGGCCUGGGGCAGGGGAAAGGGACCUCUUCAGCCAAGCUCUCAGGAGUGCGCAGACCCCAAAGACGCGUGCAACCCCCCAGCCUGACUAUUUUUGCAGCCCUCCAGGGGUAUCAGAUAACCACACUGCUGUUCUUUAGCGGAUGCUGUCCCAUUCCUUGGGCGUUGUACCUCCUGCUGCCAUGGGGGGUGGGGGGCAGUGAGGGGGGCAGCCUCCUAUCAGUGCAGUACACCCCAAUGGCCACCAGGGCAACCACUCAUGAGCUGCAAUAUCCCUUGUCACCAACCCAGCCAAAAACACAGGAGGGAUGAAUUUGACUCUCACAGUUGCGGUCUGGCCUUACCCACCCCCAGAUGCAGCCAGUUGGGUGUGGGGGGGGGCGCAGCUGGGACAGCAAUAAACAGUCCUGGUUGCAAAUGGAAGUGCGUUGGGGUGUUUUGUAACAGCUGCAGGGGUAGGGGGGAAAGCCGCUCUGCCCCACUCUCCAUCCCCAUACACCUCUCUCUCUCAUACGCUCUCUCUCUCUUUUUCUCUCUCUCUCUAUUGGUCUACCUCUCUGUCCUUACACCCCAUCCAUCCAUCCCCAGACACCUUCUCUAUUUAACUAUUCAUCCAUCCCCAACCAACUUAUCCAUCCAUCCAUCCAUCCAUCCAUCCAUCCAUCCAUCCAUCCAUCCAUCCAUCCAUCCAAGACAAUGCAGUGUGUGUGUGUGUGAUCUACAGCCUACAAGAGGCCAAUACCCUAUGCCUAGAGUUUUAGGAUCAAAGGAAAGUUGGGCUGGAAGGGAUCUUAUGGUCACAUCUAGUCCAGUCCCCUGCUCAAGGCAGGAUGAAGGAUCAUCCCUGACUAAACCCUCCCAGCCAAAUAUCCGUCCAACCUGCUCUUGCAGAUCUCCAGGGACCACAUCUCUGGGCAGCCUGUUCCAAUGCUUGACCACCCUCAGAGUCAGAAAGUUCCUCCUCCUCUCCAGCCUCCAUUUCCCCUGCUGCAGAUGAAGGCUUUUGCUCCUAGUCCUGCUUUUUACAGCCACAGAUAAAAGCCUGUCUCUGCCCUCUCUGUCAUCACCCUUCAGGGAUCUGAAGGCUGUGAGCAAAUCCCCCCUCAGUCUUCUCUUCUCCACACACAACCACAAUACAGCAGUGGCAUCCCCAGCUCCUGAUUUAUGACUGUCUUCUGCAAAGCAAUUAAGUCAUUAAUGAAUUAGUCCAUAAUGAGACUGAUCAGCA
Messenger RNA from Alligator mississippiensis (American alligator), 3993 nucleotides. Its product is annotated as solute carrier family 22 member 6-A. The coding region runs from base 907 to 2556 and encodes 549 amino acids. The transcript is spliced from 10 exons. Gene Ontology annotation, cellular component: membrane. The record is from RefSeq and is a predicted model, not a curated record. Gene Ontology annotation, molecular function: transmembrane transporter activity. Gene Ontology annotation, biological process: transmembrane transport. Lineage: Eukaryota; Metazoa; Chordata; Crocodylia; Alligatoridae.